AUGCAAUGUCUGCUCAUCAAUCUGAGAGAGAGUCCUGCCGACUUCGCUUUGGAAUCAUUUAUCAAUAAUCUGCAAUUAGACCUCUUUCGGUUGAUGAACGAAGAUGCAAAAAACCAAUACUUAGAAAAGUAUGAUGCUUUGGAUAUGUUCACAGCAGUUCAGGAAAUCAACCGUGAGUUGGCUUCAGUUAAAUUAGAAAAUCACUUCCUUACAGACUUUUUGGAGCGAAACGACCCGAACAUGUUAGUUGGUCUCGAGCCAAGAAGAAUCACGGGACACGUGACAACAGCGUCAAGUUCUGGAGGAAGUACUUAUUUAUCGAACGCAACACCACGACGUUCAAUUGGUUCUAGGCCUUCCGAAACUGUGUCCAUGUACAACACAAGUCAGUCAAACUACACAGCAGCUUCAAAAAAAGGUGGGCCGGGAGGCAUGCAUGGCGGACAAAUUGAAUACCGGCUCAAUUGUAAAUCCAAAUGUGAUAUGGCCGAGAAAGCGACAACCGAAGUUGAAAAACUUGUAAAAGAUACUGAGUCUAAAGCAAUGCAUGGAAUUAAGUUGCUAAAUGCUCGGUUAGAGGAGUUGAUAUUCAGAUAUAACGAAAACAAAGAAACACUAAAGAAUUUUCAACUACACUUUCUAAAGGAUGAGCGUGACCUUUUAUUUCUGAAGGCCGCUAGCGAAAAACAGAUAGAGCGAAAGUUCCAAAAAUUCAUUAGCAAUUGGCUCAGAAAUGCUCGUGCCCUGCUCAGUACACUGCGACUGCGCAACACAGCCUUACAUGAAAAUUGUCAACAACUGCGUAGCGAUCUCAUUACAAAGGCAGAUCUCAGUGUUGUACUGAGGGUAGUUGAUUUCGAACAAUUGAUGAUUGAGCGUAAUGAACUACUUAACGCAGUCGACGAAAAAAAUUCACAUAUGGCUGGACUGAAUAGCGUCACUGAAAAAGCAUCGCUGGCCAUGUCCGAAGAAAAACAAAUCAUGAUCAAUAUUGAGGAAGAAUCUAAAUCAAUUGCAAACAAUACAAUUGAUGUCAUUAAAAACGUUUCGCAACUUGAGAAGGGAGCCAAAUGUGUUGAAAAAGAGAAUAAGAAAGAAUUGAAAGUACUACAAUUAUUGAAGGAACAACUGGAACACUAUCAGGCACCUAGCGUAAAUCGGUAUGUUGAAAAAAAAGAUGAAUUACUGAUGUUGGAAAAGGAGGAAAAAAUGUUGUACAGAAAAAUCUACAUAUUAAAUAUGAAGCUAAACAACGUUUACAAUCGAUGUACGAAAAUUAACGGAAAGAACAUUGGUUUAUAG
Molecule: messenger RNA, 1302 nt
Organism: Rhagoletis pomonella (apple maggot)
Lineage: Eukaryota; Metazoa; Arthropoda; Insecta; Diptera; Tephritidae
Product: coiled-coil domain-containing protein 113
Exons: 2
Coding region: 1-1302 (433 amino acids)
Biological process (GO): cilium assembly
Cellular component (GO): ciliary basal body; axoneme
Source: RefSeq, a predicted model, not a curated record